Diaporthe citri is the source of this 1863-nucleotide messenger RNA. RefSeq lists its product as uncharacterized. The transcript is spliced from 4 exons. The record is from RefSeq and is a predicted model, not a curated record. Lineage: Eukaryota; Fungi; Ascomycota; Sordariomycetes; Diaporthales; Diaporthaceae. Bases 1 to 1863 code for a protein of 620 amino acids.
AUGUGGACCACCCGUUCCCUGGCUGCUGUGGGCCUGUUGGCACGCAUUGCACUCGCAGCCGACUUCGACUGGUCCGCUAUCGAGCCUUCAGAGCAGCUGAAGUACCAUGCGUGCUACGAUGGGUACCAAUGCGCGAGGCUCUCUGUGCCACUAGAUUGGCAGGAUACCAACAACACCAAGAGAGUCGCUAUUGCCAUUACCACCCUCCGCGCCACGGUCCCAUCAGAUGACCCGUCUUUCGGCGGGACAAUCAUCCUCAACCCUGGAGGCCCGGGCGGCUCUGGUGUCAAUUUCGUCCAGAGGCUUGGGCGUCGGCUCCAGGCUAUGACUGAGGGCAAGAAGCACUACGAGUUUCUGGGCUUCGAUCCUCGCGGUAUCGCCUACACGACUCCUAGAGCCGACUGCUUUGGCGCAAGUCAUGUAUUUGCACGAGACUCUCUGCUCUUGGAGGCAAGGGGUAUUGGUGGACUCGAUGCAAGUGAAAGUGGGCUGAGGCGAGUCCUGGCUCUGGACCAGGCUUUCGGCAGCCUCUGCGAGACGAAGGAUCUGGACGAUGACAUCCUGGCAUACGUCUCAACGGCGUCCGUUGCACGGGACAUCAUUGAGAUUACCGACCGGGCGGAGGAGCUUCGCCGUGCAGAGCAGGCCGUCUCCCCGGAUCCAAACCAGCACCCUCUGAGUGCUGGCAACGAGGGAUCCCACGACAAGCCUACGCGUGUCUUGUACUGGGGCUUCAGCUACGGUACCAUUCUCGGCAAUACCCUCGCAUCUAUGUUCCCGGGACGAAUGGGAAGAGUAGUGCUGGACGGGGUGGAUGAUGCCUAUGACUACCACGAGGGCAAGUGGCUGUGCAAUCUCCUUGACACCGAGAAGAUUGUGGACUACUUCUAUGAUACAUGUUUUGACGGCACAGAGAACUGCCCGCUUUGGAAGAAAGGCGAUAAAUCGGGAAAAGACAUCAAGGGUCGCAUCGACAAGCUCAUCUCAGAUGCCGAUAUCAACCCUAUCAGCCUGGUUCAGAGCGAUGGGUCCUCAAACCUGAGAAUCAUCACAGGCAACGACAUCCGAGCAGCGUUCGUCUUUGGCCGCGGCAGACCUUUGUACGCACCUCUGCCGUACGGCUUUGAUUUUCUCGCCACUAUUCUAGCCCACGCGCUCAAGGGUAACUACUCACUGAUCGCCCAAGAUCUCGCCCUGCCGCUUCUUCAAGACGCCUGCAGCAUUGACAACUCCACCAAGCCCGGUCCGGACGACGCACAAGCCGCCAUCCUCUGCGGCGACGCUGACUUUGCCGAUCCAGACGGCCCUUAUCACAACGGCACGAAGCAGGGCGUUGAGUUCUGGAAAGGUUAUGUCGAGACCCUCAAGAACCAGUCGCCGACUUUCGGGCCUUCCUGGUCAGCUAUCUCCUCGACCUGCUCCGGCUGGCGCAUCCGACCAAAGUGGCGAUUCGCCGGUCCCUGGGGUACUCCGCCUGCCGAUCCAAGCCUGAAGGAGGGCGUGCCGGCCGCUCCAAUAUUGUUUACUUCCAGCAGACUGGACCCGGUGACGCCGCUAUACGAUGCUUACUUGAUGUCAAAUGACCAUCCAGGGUCAGCUGUCCUCAUACAUGAAACUGUUGGGCACUGCGCCGCGGCGACGGGCUGGAGCGAAUGUUUCAAUGAGCGCAUCAGGGCGUACUUUGAUGACGGCAUCGUUCCCGCGAACGGGACUGUGUGUGAUACGACUUGUAAACCGUUCUCAAAAGACGGAUACUGCCUACCUCCGGCUGAAGUCGUGGCCGCCGGUGUUGAGGAGAGUUUCUUCGGGUUUGCUGCCGACCGUCGGUCAGGAUGGUCUUUCAGACCCUUGGGUCUCAUCUAG